This is a messenger RNA of Betta splendens (Siamese fighting fish), 8320 nucleotides long. It is a transcript of the gene nexmifb, whose product is annotated as neurite extension and migration factor b. The transcript is spliced from 3 exons. Lineage: Eukaryota; Metazoa; Chordata; Actinopteri; Anabantiformes; Osphronemidae. The coding region runs from base 823 to 5115 and encodes 1430 amino acids. Gene Ontology annotation, cellular component: nucleus. The record is from RefSeq and is a predicted model, not a curated record. Gene Ontology annotation, biological process: negative regulation of cell-cell adhesion mediated by cadherin; negative regulation of neuron migration; negative regulation of cell-matrix adhesion.
GUUGUGAGUGGGCCUAUCAUCCAGCAUAGGCAUACAUGAGUAGCCUAUUCAUUAUUCAUGUGAUUGCAGUUGCCCUGUUAUGAUACAGUCCUAUUUGGAGUGGGCUACCUGAUUUGCUCAGCGCGUCCGUCAAGGCAGUGCGUGGCCCUGCGUCGGCUGGCUGCGCGCGCUCAUAGGUCGGACCGAGAAGAAUCGGAGGGGGAGCAAAACAGAGUGCGCGCCUACGAGACUGCGCGCCGCGAGGAGGGGGAGAGGUCCAGCUGCAAAAAAAAAAAAAAAAAAAAAAGAGGAAGAAAAAAAAAUAUGCCGUGACAAUGGCAACAUCAAGCAUCUCGUAAAAGCUGGAGAAGAGGCGAGGGGGCGCCGCGAAUCGGGAGUGUGAGAGGCGACGACCCCUGUUUGUCCCGAGAAAAGCGGCGAUAUUAGGACAUGCUGGCUGCCCUGUAGCGCGUUUCCUGGAAUACGAAUUCUUCCGUAAUUGAAAAUGGAGCGGCGGGGGAGAGGAGAGUCGCGCUGUCUCCAUCACUGAGAGGCGCGUCCACCUGCUGUAACUGGAGGCCCGGGCCGCCGCUGCUGGUGCUGCUGGUGCUGCUGGUGCUGCUGGUGGCGGGGCGGGCGGGGGGGGGGGUUAACAUGCAGGGGAAGCGUUCGCGUUUCGGGGGAGCGACGCAUUUCUGAUACGGCCCCCGAAAGCAGCCGAGGACGGAUCCCACUGCGACGGCAGGAGGACGCGGGGGGAAAAAAAGCGCAGUUCGGGCGCACACGCUCUGGAGGUGGGACAGUCAAAAUGAUGCGUAGGAGGUGCAGCGUCGAGCCGUAUUGAUGGAUGUGUUAACAGACAGCAGUCUCACACUGAUCGUGAAGACGUCAGACCCGGAGAAUGCGAAUGCAGUGGAGAACACAGGGGUAUGUGAGCAGAGUGGUGAUCUGAGUCUGUGCGGGCUCAUUGAUGCUGCUCUCCCGCCAUCCUCAUCUCCUCCCACUGCAGAGACUUCACAACGGGCCAGCACAACACACCAGAGGGCCGUCCUCCCCCUGCCCCUAACCGCUGACCCCUCAUUGGGCCUCACAGCAGCCCCCUGCCCUCCCUGUGAUGACACUCCACCUGUAGUCCCCCACCUUCACCCGGCACUCACGUCUACGUCACUUCCUGCCCCAGCUGUGAGCUCCUGGGGCCCAACAGAGGACGCUCAGAAAGGUUCCCUCCCGCUACCUGUUGCCCUUCCUCUGCCUGCCGCAAUGAUGGAGCCCGGGACUGUGUCUGCACUGACAGAGGAGUGUCUUCUGCAGCCCACGCGCACCUGCCUGGGCUGCUUCAUCGAGACCCGCGACGCUGCUGACCCCAGUUCCAUCCAGAACCCGCCACAUGACCCUAACGCCAACCCUGACGCAGUGACUGGACUAAGCGUAAGAAUAGGGGACGUGAGCCGAGAGGACUUCUCUGACAUCAGUAACAUCAGCAUCCAGUGCCUGAGCCAUGCGGGGGAGGCAGUGAGUCAUUAUGGAGAACAGCUACUCUCUGACCAGCUACUUAGCUUCCCUCUGCCGAAAGCUCCAGGUGAGGGCAAGAGAGUGGAUGUAAACAAAUCAACAGAAGACUGUGAUGACCCAGAGGAUGAUGCGACAGCUAAGAACUUAUAUGAAGGACUGUUACUGGACAAAGUGAGCGGGGAAGAGGUCCUGCUAGCUAACGCUGGCCAGGACUGGGGCUACUUUGAGUCAUUCAUCAGUGAGAGCAAAAUGGAGCUGCUGGACCUUUGUUCUAAAAAUGAACUGUCAGUCAACCUCUUCUCUGAGGAAGACGUGGACAAUCUAUUCGACGACGAGGACGACGAUUCGACCCUGAGCAGUGACGUGUGUUCGCUGAAGAUCCGCUACGAGUCUUUCCAGGACAACAUGAGGGAAAAGACGAACGUGCUCCAGGAGGAGACACAGUUCAACUUCUUCCCCAGCGUGCUGGCCAACUGUGCCAAGAAGGAGGAGGGGGCAGCGGGUCUACGGAGGAGUUCUGAGGAGCUACAGUCCAAGACAGAUGCGCUCGCUCUGGAAACGGGACAGGAAGGGAAGGCCGGGGACUGCAGCAGCGGGAGCCCCCUUCACGGCUCCCAAGGCUCGCCCAUGUCCACGUCCAAAGUCAACUACCUGAUGGACUUCAACUCCACCGAGGAGUCGGGCGAGUUCAGCGACGACAGCUCCUGCACUGGCUCGUCCUCGGACACGCUGCAGGAGGGCAGAUUUAAAAAGAGCCACUCAAAGAGAUUCCUCAGCCCCUCCAACCCCCUCAACUAUGGCCUGCGAUCCAAGAGAAAGGUCAGAUACAGCGACGAUUACCUAUAUGAUGUUGACUCGCUUGAGAGUGAGAAGAAUGCGGAGAAAAAAGAGAAAGCUCCCACUGGUCAGAAAGAGGAGGAGGAUGUAGACUGGUGUCCCAAAAAGCGCCGGAAAUCCUACCGAAAAGAGCCACCUGUGGUCAUCAAGUACAUCAUCAUCAACAGAUUCAAAGGCGAGAGACUCAUGUCAGUUAAACUGGGCAAGUUGGACCCUAUGGGUGUUACUGUGAGUUUGAACGCAGACACAGUAAGCAAAUAUGAGACACUGGCUCCUCUGAAGCAUUUCUGGCAGGAGAAGCAAAGAGAGAGACAGGAACAGCUUAAGCUGGCUGCCAGAGAUAAACAACAAUGCGGUUUUCAUCUAAACGGACGCCAUCAUCGCCCUUUUAAUUCCAGUCAUCCCAAAAGGAAAUACAAGAUUGCAAACAGGCUUAAGGUUCAGAGGAUUCAUGCUGUGGAGCAAUCAGCAACAGCACAGGGCUCCCCUCACUCUGAUCAAGGCCAGGGAGGUGUCGCUAAAGAGGAGGCCACCCCUAUGGCAGGGGGAAUAAUAGCAGCCCCAGGCCUCCCAGUCACAUUAGACACAAACUCCAUCACGCACAUAGUCACAGCCAAGAGCCGCUCCCAGGAGAGGGAGGAGAGGGAGGGGAGGAGACUGGGAGGAAAUAAAACAGUAAGGAUAAGGAAAUUCAAAAGCGAAGCCAGGCUGAGGAGCAAGAAAAUGAAAGGGGCAGAAGGAGAGGAGGGGAGGAGCGUGACAAAUGAAACGGAUGCCUGUGUCGCUGCGGCACAGAUUGAGGACCCUACUGCUGGGUUAGUAGAGGCAGGCAUUAGCUCAAAUGCAGUCAAGACCCAUUUCUCUGACAAUACUACAAUUGCUCACACAUCUGAGGAGAAAUUCCCCUUUGUUUCGUCCACCUGCUCACCUGACAAGACUCCUGCUUCAGAGGAGGUGGAAACGGGCGUCCCUGUCAUCCCGGGGGGCUACCUGCAGACCCUAUUAGAUGCUACAGACUCCUCCACUGGAGCAGCUAUCUCCUAUUUCCCCCAGCAGCCCUCCAGGCAGCAGUAUCCUCUGGGGCUGUCCCUAGAGGAGAAACAGUUUUCCUCUCUGCAACUGGCUCAGAGCUGCGUCCUCUCGCCCCCCUCGGAGUCGGAGCUCCAGCAGUCUCCCCAGAACUGCCCGAACUUUCCCCAGAUGUGGCACCCACAGCUCUGUGCGAGUCACAACCAGAGCUUUGGGCCCGAGACCCCCGAGACUCCCAUCCUACCCAGCAACUUCCCGGCCGCUGUGCCCCUGAAUGACAGCCUGCCUGUGUCUAACUACAGCCAGCUGAGCCCCGAGGCUGACAGGCUGCUUUAUGAGAAGAGCUACCUGACUGAGGCUGGGCUGCAGCCCGGGGCAGAUCUGCAAGUGUGUCAGUCUGCAUGUGUGGAAGGCCAGGUGCAAUACCAGAGAGGGUCCCUGUGCACAGACAAUGGCAGGCUCAUCAGCUAUGACUCAGUGGGCUCUCUGUCAGCCUCCUCCAGCAAUUACAGCUCCCUCAGCCUCAAGUCUUGUGAGAGGGAGGGUGAGGAGGAGGGCCGAGACAGUUUCUUAGCUCAUUGCAGUCCUAAAGUGGUGAUUCAGCAGAGUGUGGACGCCCUUACUCCACUCAGGGAGUCCUCAGACCUGCUGGAUAUCUCCAACUUCACCCCUGACAAAUUUAGACACUCAUCACUGUCAGAGCUCUCCCCCCCUGAGACCCCCAACCUGUCCCCCCAGGUGGUGGGGCGGGACAUAAAGAUCGCCGGUAACGUCGGAGAAUACCAGGACGUGAACGAUAUGAAUAUGGACUGCAAUAGGGAGGUGAAGUGGAACUGUGAUGUUAUGCAACAACAAGAGCACACGUCAAAUGCAUACACCCCAGUGGAGGACAGCCAGUUUCCACUGCACAACUUCAACAAUCAGGACGUGUUGUGUUUAGAUAAAAAGGAGCUGGCAGGAAGUGAAUUCGAUGAACAGACUGGUGAAAUGUUGACUGGUGCAAAAAGCAUUAAGUCAAAGAGGAAAGGAAAUUGUAAACAGGCAGCUGCAGGACAGAGCCCAAAGAAGGUGAGGGCCCCCAGAGUUCCCAAGUCCGAAAAAGCCAAGACACCCAAACAGAACUCACGCUCCACCAAAAAGAUAAAGGCCAUGUUAGAGGGGAAGGCCGCGAAGAACCAGGCAGGUGCUUGUGGCACCGGUCUGACUGACAGCAGCAGCGCUGGGGACUGGACCGGCACCGGCUGGUCAGAGAGCAACAGUCUGGUCGGAGACGACCAGAGAGAGUUCGAGGAGCCCUCAAACAUUCUGUCCAACAUUGUCUCCGGCAUGGCUGAGGUCCAACGGUUCAUGAUGGCCUCCAUUGAGCCGCUGUGGAAUCCCAUGUCGGACGCCUGCAUGCCCUCGGAGGCCAACAGCCUCAACCUAAAGACCCUCAAAAUCCUGGCAGGCACGGAGGCCGACCUGAAGAAGAAGGGCGCGGCGCUAACGGGGGCUGGGCGGGGCAGGAAGGCGGGGGGCAAGGGGGGCAAGAACCAGGCCAAAUUCAACCCAUCGCACCCCCUGUUCCCUCAACUGGCCCUGGGCUGUAACAUGUUCGAUAAACCCAGCUUUAUUAACCCCGGGCCUGCGCACAAAAAGCUGUACCGCCACAAGACCAGUGCAAAGUUCCCUCGGAUUGAGACACUGAAGGGGAAGCGAGCGGAGAGAGACCCAAAUAAGGACAUAGCACUGAUGAGCUCUUUUGAGAAACUGAGGUAAUAUUUUGUUAUCGGCUGCUGUUGCACCCCUUCUCACUCCCCCCCACUACCUGCUCAGCCCUCCCUCCCAAGCAUACCUACACUGACGCUAUGCCAGAGCUGCAUGAGUACUACGUUCCCCCUGACUACUCCCACUUCCUUUUAACCCCCUCCCCCCCGAAGAGGAAAUUAAUAUCUGCAUGACAAACUUCUUGUACUUUGCAAACUACCUAUCGAGUGAUUGUGUCAAGCUUGAUUGAGAUUUGAAACGACCAUGGCUGCAUUUUUCUUGCUUUCGUUGUUUCUGCUUUGUUUGUUCUUCUUCUUCUAGUCGUUUUUAAUUUUUUUUAAUUUCUGUCUGAAAAAAAGAAUAAGCCUUGAAAACAGUUCUGUCGCCUUUUUGAGGAACUUUGUUUUUGUAUUUUUCUCAGCAGAACUUGCUCCCCUGAAUUAUGUAUUUAUUCCCCCUUUUCCCUAAAGAUGUAGCUAUACAGUAUACACAAAUGCAUUGAGUGACAUCUACGCACCCUCCUCCUCAUCUGUUUUUGUAUGCAGAAUAUGGAUGUCCUGUUGUUGCUGUCCUUCAUACACUGCCUGGCUCAUUUCAAGAGGGACACCUACAAUUAAUGAGCCCGAUUUAAGCCCAAGACAUCUUGAAAACACAAGAUGGGACCAUUUUGUAUUGAUGACAUAUCAGACGUUGUCUUUCCCCCCCCCCCCCUCCCCCCACCCAUCCCCUCAAAGUUGGAAUGACUCCUUGUUUCUUUUGUCAAGUUUUUCUUUGUUCUUCUGGAGUUUAGAGGAACUGGUUAAUCUAAAUUUACAUUUUUACGCCUUGCAAUUCAUAAAAGCUCCACCCUCAGAGUAUUUUUGUCAAUGUUGUUGUACAGGGACAUGCAAUAUUUGCAAAAAAGAUAAUUAUAAUCUUAAAAUCAAUGUGCCAAAAGUAACAAUGCUGUGUAAAUGACCUCUUAUAUAUGUGUGAAUAUUGGCUGUUCCUCUUUUCUAUCCAUUGGAAUAUUGGCUGCUCGGGUUGGAGGCUCCUUACAGAGACUUGCCACUACAGGAAUUCUUUAUUUGGGACUUUUCUCUCUUCUCUGAUGAAAGGCACCAACAGCUGGCAGUGGUACACCACCACUCACUAAACCAAAUCAGAAAGACUCUGAAUUCUCCUCGUUUUCCCCACUUUGUUUGCCAAAUUCAAUUUACCUCAACAUCGCCUGGCACCGAGAAGCAACAAAAGAGAGGCGAAGGGGAGAUCUGCUGUGAAGGCUACUGUAGAGGAAGAAGAUGAAAAAAGAGAUGUUCAAAUGAGCUUCUCUGGACCAAGGAGAGUGUAGUGCAGAUGUUUGAGGGUAAGCAAGGAAAUUACUUGUUAGUUGGGGCUGUGCCUCACUGAAUGGCUGUUUUGUACUGGAAAUCUGAGGCAGUUUAUUACUCAUAGAGGUUGUGAUGCACGCAUCGGUUGUGCAUGAACAUUACAUUUUUGCAGUUAGAUUUCAGGCAAACGUGAAAGCAGUUUUCAGUACAAACAGAAUCAGUAAUCUUGUAAAUGAAAGAAAGCGUGUAUCACAUUCCCUCCACAUGGGAACCUUACUUCACUCUUACCUAUAUGUCUUUCUUUUUUCCAACAUCCUCAUAUUUUAUGAUUUUCCUCAUGAUGUCAGAUUUCUUGUUUUGUUUUUAGACACGUUCUUCUAUAUACUGCCUUUAAUUGUCAACUCGGUUUUAAUGGGUCAAUACUUUGGCGAAAAAUCAAGGCCAAUAAAUGCACAAAUUGAAUAAAAAUGCAUUAGAGCUGUCUGUUCCAGUGUAUUCCCAGGUCAUUUAUAUUAAUUACUUUGGCUCAGUCACUGCCUCACUGCCCUGAACUAAAUCCACCUUAAUAAGGAUUGUACAAUCAUGUUUAAUCUGUUAUAAAACCACUGUAUACAAAACCGAGAAAUGCCGAGGCCCUUCAGCUGAUUACAACACACCGUAUACUCAAACAAUAGCACUAUGUUUUGCGUCGCUUUCAUUCUUAAGUAUAGGAGUAAUUAUGAGACUGGCUGGUGAUGUGUGGACAAACUGAAGCUUGAUUUAAAAACAGGCCUCGCUGGAUAUGCUAAUUCUGACGCACAGGUGAUAGUAAUUGAUUGCUUGCAUAAGGCAAGAAUCAUAAUCAAUCUCUCUCUGUCUCCCUUUUUCUCUCCUCUCUGCCAUGAUCCUUUGUUUCUUUUCUCCAGUGUAUCAGGGUUAGGACCAAGACAAGCUGCUGAUGGGAAGCUCCACAUGGGCUGUAAGCCCAUUUAGUCUGCCUUCUCUCAUUUCUGCCUAUUGUCAAAUUGAAUGUACUUCUCUGAGUUCAUAUUCUUUUUCUGUUUUUUAAUUCUUUAUGUUUCUCAAAUGUGCCACUGUUGAGCUGCCUCAUGUUAAUGGUGCUAAGAAAGCCGACAAUUUCUUUUCUUUUCUUUUCUUUUCUUUACUUUCUUUUUCUUUACAUUUGUUUUCCCAGAGUUAACAAAAAAGAAAUGCAAACUAGAUUAGGUACCUAACCCUCUUUAUGAAUGUAUAUUAUAAUGUUAUGUUAUGUUAUUUGAUGUAUUCACUUCAUGAUUCUUUGACAUUGAUUGGAAUUACUUUUGCUCUUUUCAUUAAAAGAUUACCGAGCUUUAUAUAUACUGUCUAGAGUUGUUACCAGAAGGAAUCUUAAUGAACUCUUGACACUACAAAAUCUUGUAUAUUUUUUGUGUGCCAAUUUGUAACAUAUUUUGUAAGUGUAUAUUUUUCUUAGAAAGUGCUGUGAAGUAUUUGUGUGUGUGAGUAACCUUUUAUGCGCCUCUAUGGGCAGUGGAAAGGAUAUACAACGACAAGUUUCUGGUUUUAAAAACCAAAAUAUGAAAGUAUCAACAGGAAACUAGAAAUAUUUACAUUUUGUUGGGAGUUUUGUAAUAAGACCAUGAUCUUGUUGUGAGAGUGUUGUGUUACUGUGCAAAACACAAAUAAGCAAAGAAAAAAAAUGAAAACUUGGAAAAAAAUAUAAUUUGUGAACAAUUUGCUGUUUUAUAGAUUUUCAUGUAAAUUAUUUGAGUAUUAUUUUGUUUUUUGUUUUUGUUGUAACUGUUGCAAAGGUUUUAAAUAUUUGUGAUCAAGCCUGUAUGGUGAUAAUGUAAUAUUGGUAACUUGCUGAGUUUUGUAAUAAUGUUUAUGGAGUAAAUAUACAAAUUAAAAUAAGAUUUUGAAUGCUG